Rhinichthys klamathensis goyatoka is the source of this 1134-nucleotide messenger RNA. RefSeq names its product zinc finger protein ZIC 1. Gene Ontology annotation, biological process: regulation of transcription by RNA polymerase II; central nervous system development. Gene Ontology annotation, molecular function: RNA polymerase II cis-regulatory region sequence-specific DNA binding; DNA-binding transcription factor activity, RNA polymerase II-specific. Gene Ontology annotation, cellular component: nucleus. The transcript is spliced from 3 exons. The record is from RefSeq and is a predicted model, not a curated record. Bases 292 to 1134 code for a protein of 280 amino acids. Lineage: Eukaryota; Metazoa; Chordata; Actinopteri; Cypriniformes; Leuciscidae.
ACAUACUCUUGUGUCUUCAGAUUAUUUAAUUAUUUUUUGAUGAAUGACAAGGACACAGAUGCUAAACGAAGAGAGUCUUGGGAAUUGAAAUCAUCCGCGUGUUAAACGUACUGUAUAAAUCACCUUCUUUCCAAGCCUCGUCACAUAAUCUAAACAUUUUCUCAGAAGGAUCAAAGAGCCAUUGAGAUCCGCACAGAUUCAUGGAUGAACGUCGCAGUGAACUUAUAAUUGGAGGCCUACAAAAAAACCUGUUACAACAAACGCUCUGCAUUAUAUUACAACUUGUACAAUAUGGCUGCGUUCAGCUCUUGUUUUCAGAUGUUUAUGGAUAAUACCGCUGAUGUCUAUAGCAUUUGUGAUGGACAGAUGAUGAUGUCAUCCACCGUGGAUCUUUUGCAGUGUAACGAGAGUUUUUUGGAAGUUUCUUGGGGACAGCAUGAUUCUUUAAUCUGUACGGACGGGUAUUCUUCUGUCGUGGAGGACGGUUAUACACACUUGACUCCAACAGAAGAGCUUUACACCACACAGAAUGGACAGAUACGAGGAGAAAGUAUUAUGUUCAACGGCUCAAACGCAGACAGACCAGAGAUCAGUUUGAACACGAACAUGUCGAGGUUCACCUGCCAGUGGCUGGAGCAACAGUGCUGUAAGAAAACCUACUGCACAAUGAAGGAGCUCAUCUCUCAUCUGACAGCGGAGCAUGUGUCAGGGCAAACCAGUUACAUAUGUUUAUGGGAAGAUUGUUCCCGUCAAAGGAAUCCAUUCAAGGCCAAGUACAAACUGAUCAAUCACCUGAGAGUCCACACGGGUGAAAAGCCCUUUCAGUGCUCCUUCGGAUGUGGAAGAGAGUUUGCACGGGCGGAAAACCUGAAAAUUCAUGAAAGGACACAUACAGGUGAAAAACCUUUCAGAUGCCCUUUUGAGGCCUGCGAAAGGCGUUUUGCAAACAGCAGUGAUAAACAAAAGCACAUACGUGUCCACUCAUCUGACAAACAAUACAUUUGCAUGUACUGCUAUAAAUCAUACUCUCAUGCCAGCUCCCUCAGAAAACACACAAAGGUCCAUCUGCCAGUCAUGGAAUACACUCAGAACAGCUAUGUGACCAGCUAUAGAGAUCCAGCCUUUUUCAAAUAA